AUGGAAACGGGUUGCAGGACGACAUACUGGAGAGACUACAUCCCUCCACCGGAUACACCGAGGAGCAAAGAGCUAGCAAGAUCGAAUACCUAUCAAUGGGCGGAAGCACGCUGCAGUGAGCCUUUCGUCUCCGGCUGGAUGCAAGCAUGGGAAGGUCUUCUAGGCGAGCCGUACAAAGGAAUCACGGUUAAUGGCCAAUCGAUCCCUGAUCUAUACCACCUGGAUGACGACGGGGCGGGCGGACCAGGGACUCCGGUUCCGGUAGCCGCAAUGGUCAGGGCAGCACAGAUCGUGUUGGGGGAAGCGAGCGCGGAUCAAAGACGUCUUAUCGUCAGAGAGAUCGAUGCACCGGAGUGGCGACGAUGGAUGAACCCGGAAAUCUAUGUCUACCGACAUGGGGUACGUCUGGAAGAGGUAUCGGACGCCCUGGUAGAGGCCAUCCAUGGCUUGAUGCGGGCCAGUCUCUCUCCAGCAGGAUACGUCAAAGCCGCGGGUUGUAUGAAAGUAAACGAUUUCCUGGGCAAGGUUGUGGACGGAACCAAAGUCCUCAAUGAACGGUCUUACAACUUCACCAUGUUUGGGGAGCCCUCGCAAGUCGAGCCGUGGGGAUGGCAGCUCCAUGGCCAUCAUUUGGACAUGAACUGUUUGGUGGUCCGACGGCAGAUGGUCUUGUCGCCGGUCUUCAUGGGUGCCGAACCCAAUGUCAUCGACGAGGGCCCGAACAAAGGCACCGAACUCUUCACAGACCAGGAGCAGACGGCUCUCCAGCUCGUGCAAUCAAUGGACCAACCGACGCGUGCCCGGGUAAGAAUCUACAAACAGCUGAGUGGUCCGGAAUUUCCGAGCUGGCGAUACCAUCGGGCCGACCAGAGGCAUCUCGGCGGCGCCUUUCAGGACAACCGGCAAAUCCCUUACGAGGGCUCCAAAGUCUCGACAUUCACGGCCGUUGAGCAAGACUUGGUCCGCCAGCUGAUCGUUCUCGGUAUCAACUACCUUCCCGAAGGAGCGUUGGCCGUGAAAGUGCAAGAGAUUGCGGCACACUGGCAGGAUACGUACUUCUGUUGGAUCGGUGGGUACCAGAGGGAGACGGGCUUCUACUACAAGAUCCAUUCUCCGGUCGUGAUGGUCGAGUUUGACCACCAUUCUGGCGUCUUUCUCACCAACAAAGAUCCCUUGCCAUUUCACAUCCACACUUUGGUCAGGACUCCAAACGGGAACGAUUACGGCAAGGAAUUGCUGAGGCAGUAUCGAGAACGGUAUCAAAGGCAAGGUCUACCAAGUUCGCCGGAAGGGAAAGACUCUUGA
Messenger RNA from Capronia coronata CBS 617.96, 1305 nucleotides. RefSeq lists its product as uncharacterized. Lineage: Eukaryota; Fungi; Ascomycota; Eurotiomycetes; Chaetothyriales; Herpotrichiellaceae. The record is from RefSeq and is a predicted model, not a curated record. The coding region runs from base 1 to 1305 and encodes 434 amino acids. The transcript has a single exon.